Messenger RNA from Hypomesus transpacificus, 2767 nucleotides. It is a transcript of the gene castor2, whose product is annotated as cytosolic arginine sensor for mTORC1 subunit 2. Lineage: Eukaryota; Metazoa; Chordata; Actinopteri; Osmeriformes; Osmeridae. The transcript has 9 exons. The coding region runs from base 225 to 1280 and encodes 351 amino acids. Gene Ontology annotation, biological process: negative regulation of TORC1 signaling; cellular response to L-arginine. Gene Ontology annotation, cellular component: cytosol. The record is from RefSeq and is a predicted model, not a curated record.
CACUGUUACCAGCUGCUGGACGAUUCCAAUCCUUGUAGGAGAGAAAAUACGGGGACCGACAGUCCUCUCUUCUCCCUCCCGUUAACCUAAUUGUGCUUUCUUUUUAUUUCGCCUUGCUUUUCUCUUUACCCUUUCUCUACCACUCUUUUCCUUAGAAGACAACUUUUCCUUAUCACUCCCUUGCUUUCAUCUCCGUUUUACGAUUUUAAGAUCUACACAGGUGCAUGUAUUUAUGUAUUAUUAGGAAUAUAUAUUAUUUUAGUUAUUCCUCAAAUGAGAAGACGGAAAAGAUGGAGUUACAUAUUUUAGAACACAGUUUGAAAGUAGCGAGUAUAGCAAAAGAGGGUAUUCAGAUUUGCACUCAUGGAUUAAUCAAACUCGCCUUCCUGCCCUCUAAAACGAGAUGCAAGUUUUUCAGUUUGACUGAAACUCCAGAGGACUAUACCAUUAUCGUGGAUGAAGAAGGCUUCAAAGAACUUCCUGAGACAGAACACCUCAGUGUCGCAGAGGCCACGUGGUUGGCUCUUAACGUGGUGUCUGGGGGCGGGAGCGCCACAAACUCUCAACCUAUUGGAGUCACAAAAAUAGCCAAGUCUGUCAUUGCACCCCUAGCUGACCACAAUAUCUCUGUGUUCAUGCUAUCCACCUAUCAGACAGACUUCAUCCUGGUUCGAGAGAGGGACUUGGCCAUGGUAAUGCACACCCUGUCUGCCGAGUUCACCUUGCUGAGGGUUGUCAACGGAGAGACAGUUGCUGCUCACAGCCUUGGAGUCACCAAUGGUUUUGUCAAGCCAAAGCUUGUGCCUCGACCUAUCAUCCACCCAUUGUCCAGCCCCAGCAACAUGUUCUGUGUGACAAGCUUGGAUCCAGACACACUGCCCUCAGUGGUCACCCUGCUCAUGGAUGUCAUGUUCUACUCAGGCGGGAUAAAGGAACCUGGGGUGUCUAAUGAAGACUCUGGUCACAUCCGCUUCUUUUCCUUCUCGCUGAUUGAGGGCUACAUCUCUUUAGUUAUGGAUGAACAGAUGACACGCAGGUUUCCGAACAAUGUCCUAUUCACGAGUGCUUCAGGAGAACUUUGGAAGAUGGUUCGUAUCGGAGGGCAGCCUUUAGGAUUUGAUGAGUGUGGUAUUGUGGCUCAAAUAUCAGAACCUCUGGCAACUGCUGACAUUCCUGCUUAUUACAUCAGUACCUUCAAGUUUGACCAUGCCCUAGUUCCAGAGGAAAACAUCCAGAGUGUGAUUGGAGCUCUGAGGACUAAUGAGAGCCCAGAACAGUAAAGGAAAUGGGGAGAGCCUUGUGUCUUCAUGGCCCACACAUUGAUUUAUCAUGUUCAACUCUUAAAAGUGCCAAGAUACCAGUUACCAGUGGACAGUUAUUGGGGGUGGGGAGUUCUGUGGCCCUCCUUUUCUGAGAUGGUGCCAACUAUGCUCUAAAUCUGCACAUGUUAACCCUUCCACUGUACCAAACAACAUCCACCCAUUUGGGGGACCCUAACUCUGGAGUAACCACAGUUUUGUUUCAUUAUGGCUGUCUUUUCCACUCACACCAUUGUUUCACCAUGGCAACAGCCAUGCCAUGCCAACAGCCUACCAUAUUUGCACCCUUUUUUUCUGCAACACCAGCUCUUGAGAAGCUGCAAGCCAGGCCUGGACUACUCUAACCGACCAUGUGUGCACACGUUAUAGCCCAAGCUGCCUGAACCCAUAAAUGUUGCUUUAGUUGACCAGACUGAAUCUGUUUUCCUCUUGACAUUCUGUUGUUUCUCCCAUGCUGCUUUUCCUGCAAUGACCAUAUUGUAACAGUUACCUGCCCUCCUCCUGUGGAAGGAAAGAGAAUGUACUCUACAAACAAGAUCUCUCAUUAGUCUUUCUCUUAAUUUCUCAGUGCCAAGAUGUUUAAAGGCCUUCUCUAAUACCCAGUGCACAAUUAAUUAGGUAAUCAUUUCAGAAUUUGAGUAGGUGUCAGAUUCCAGUGACAUGGUGUGGUCUGGAAUUUUACAAGUUCUGGAACUAGAAUUUGAUAUUAUUCAAGACCUAUAGUAGAAUUAGAAUUAUAUAUCGCUGGAUUAAUGAGUCAAGAUGUGUACAGGACUGGUCUUUGUCUCUCUGUUGACCAGUAAGGUUCAAAUUUGUCUGAUAUACUGGAUUCUGUAAAUGAAACCUUUAUGGCAUGUGAUUGGCAAAUUUCUAAGCCACUGUUUUUAUCAUAUCAUUUAUAAACAACCGUUGAAGUGUGCUAUGCCUCAGCUAGUGUCCAUGUACUAGAGUGACUGGGUUGUUCUUGGGAGACCGUUCUGUUUUAAUAUUUUUCGCAUUAACUGCCACACCAUGCUUGACCUCCUUAAGUCUUUACCAUACAUCAGUAUAAAAGUAGCGCAGGAGAGGUGGUGGACAUGAAGUAAUUAGUUCAGUUAUGAAUGAUUGUUGCAGUUGUGGAUAAAUGAACCAGCCCUGCAACACCCUGGUGUAAAUCCCCCACCUUUUCCCAACUCCUUCCCCUGCAGUCUGCACUUUAAUACAGGUCUAUCCUAAAGACCUGCUGUACUGAUGUGAAAUUGGAGAAAACCUAUUUAACCCUAGAAGGAUCCUCCUGAGGAAGGUAGACGUGUCAGUCUUAAGCAUUUGGUAGGACUUUCUGUCUACGCACCAAGCAAAAGCUUUUCUUCUGUUAGCUUGGAUUAGCAGAAACCAUGUAUUUAUCAGUGUUAAAAGAAAAACAAAAGGUGAAAUUUCUUCUGAUUGAAAUAAAACAAACUACUCACUGA